CUCUCUCUCACUUACCCUAACACUCGUCUGCCACGACAAUUCAGCCUCCUCAAAACGUCCACCAUCAGUUCUCAUCAGUUUAGCCAUUCUAUCGCUAUUCAUCGCACAAACAACAAGAAACUCGCCUCAAGAAGUUUCAGACUACCAGCGGUCAAGUCAAAGUCCCAACAGGGUGACUUUGAAGCAAUCUUAUAGUAGGUUCUCCCCUUCGCUCACCCCAAUACCUGUCUGCCACGACGAUUCAAUCUGCCCACAACUUCCACCAUCCGCCUUCAACGGCUUUAACAUUCUACAGAAAGAUGGUUUCAACCAAAUUCGGCGUUGUGUAUCCUGGCUCUUCUGUUGGUCGUCUGCGAGCAGCAGUCAAGCGCGCGCACGAGAAGCGCAAGCUGCAGCAAAGGCUCCGAAGGCCAUCUCAACCUCCAGCUGGAGGCCCACCAGCACCUUGCCCGCUUCUGGGCCUUGCCACAGAGCUUCGCCUUCGAAUCUACAGCUUCAUCGUUCCUCAGUUCCUCCCCGAUGCCCCAGAGGAGGAUUAUCGCAGCCUCUACAUGACGUGCAAGACCAUCAAAGCCGAACUCGACGACGAGAAUGAGAGAGGGGCUCGCAAGAGGUUCCAAAACAUCAGGAACUUCAUUCCUCAAGAGCUGGACGUGCUUUCCAAGACGACCAAGAUCACGUUGUGCUUCCCGAGCAGAACACUAACCAGCGUGAUGCUCGAGAUCUUCGUCCUCCAAUGCAUCGAGAUCCUCAUGCCAUCGCAUCUCAAACAAGUCACUAUCAGCAUCAACGACAGCGAGGGCCCUGACUGGUUCAUGGACGAAUACUACCGCGGCACCGUCGCCAUCACCACCCCCGCGACUCCAACAAACCGCCCACACACCAUGGUCCCCCUCGCCACGACCAUAAACUGCCUCCUCGUCGGCGACUUCUGCGGCCGCCACCGGCACCCGCGCGUCAACCCCUUCUGCAUCGAGGACCGCAUCCACAUCUACAUGGUCGCAAGGCAGUACGUCUCGACGCUCAAGUCCACCACCGGGUCCGCCCAGCCCGCUGCCGCCGCCGGGUCCGCCCAGCAGCAUCCCACAGUAGCCACGCACAACGCCAACCUCAUCGCCGCCGCCCCCCCUCGUACCGCCGGCGCCGUCGCCGCCGCCCGCAAGACCGUCAACAACAUCCAGGAACUGCGCCUCGAGCAUGAGGGCGAGAAGCCCGCUGACAUUACAGCACCGAGUAUCUACUCGUUCGUGCGGCCCGGGACCACGGAGGCGGUGAGGUGGUCGCCUGUGGUCGAGAGGCCGUGGUUGAGGUUGAAGGGGUGGGAUGUCAUGGCUGAUGGGGUGGAGAAUGGGAGGAAGUGGUUCUCGAGGGAGGCGCCGACCGCGUUUGUUUGGAGGCCGUAUAAGGCGAGGAUUUGGGAGAGGGUGGGCUGUAGGUGGGGGUGUAAGGUGUUGGAUGAACUGUGAUAGAUCUAUAUGGGUGGUGUGUUAAUGCGGAUCUGUCGUAGAUGUGAUGGUGGAAGGUUUGUGGGGUUUGGGGAUUUGGGUGGUUGGUGUUGAGUCCCUUCCUUCUUUGAUGGGCCAAAUUGUAUGGGGACUCGACAUCUGAGGCAAGGAGGGAUGGGAGUUUUUGUCUAUUCACUGUAC
Molecule: messenger RNA, 1646 nt
Organism: Aaosphaeria arxii CBS 175.79
Lineage: Eukaryota; Fungi; Ascomycota; Dothideomycetes; Pleosporales
Exons: 2
Coding region: 300-1466 (388 amino acids)
Source: RefSeq, a predicted model, not a curated record